AGAGAGAGAGAGAGAAAGAGAGAGAGAGAGAGAGAGAGAGAGAGAGAGAGGGAGAGAGAGUAUAUGAGCAAUAACAAAACACGAAUAUAUUACAAUAAUUAGCAGAGAAGGAGGAUAUCUCGGGAUGGGAAGAGCACCAUGCUGCGACAAGGCGAACGUGAAGAAAGGGCCUUGGUCUCCUGAGGAAGACGCCAAGCUCAAGGCCUAUAUCGAGAAGCAUGGCACCGGAGGCAACUGGAUUGCUUUGCCCCAGAAGAUUGGGCUAAAGAGAUGUGGGAAGAGCUGCAGGCUUAGAUGGCUAAACUAUCUGAGACCAAACAUCAAACAUGGAGGCUUCUCCGAGGAAGAAGACAACAUCAUUUGUAACCUCUAUGUCACUAUUGGCAGCCGGUGGUCUAUAAUAGCUGCUCAAUUGCCGGGAAGAACAGACAACGACAUAAAGAACUACUGGAACACGAGGCUGAAGAAGAAGCUUCUGAACAAACAGCGAAAGGAGUUGCAAGAAGCACGGCUGAAGCAGGAGAUGAUGAUGCUGAAGAGACAAAACCAAACCCAGAACAAUCUCGACAUGUUUGGGGAAAGCCUCAUGAAACAAGAACAAAACCUAUACUGGCCACAGCUUCCUCAAGCACCACCUGUUGUCAUGAACCAAGCGGAAUUACCGACAACCUACGACAGCUACUACGGCCAAUCAUCAUCAUCAUUAACUGAUCAAGAACAAACGCACUUAAACAUCAAGAACAUGGUCAAGAUUGAAGAGACAGACAGAAAGCCCCAGGAAGAGACAAACAUCUACAGUAGUCAAAACCCUUUUGAUUUCUCCUUCAAUCAUCAAGAUUACGGUACUGAAUUUGGAGGAAGAUUCGCUAUGAACUCGGUCAUGAGCAGCAGCACAAACUCUCCUUUGCCGAGCAGCCAAUACAUAAAUGAUCACCAGGAGCUCCAUCAAUGGUUUGGAAGUUUCCAGAUCGAUCCAGCCAUGAACGACUUGUUCAGGAGCAACGUUCAGAAUCUUGAAGGGCUUGAGGGCAACACAUUCUAUGGGAGCUCAGCCAUGGGAACAACAAGCAAUUCGGCUGACCAAAGUACAGUUAGCUGGGAAGACAUGAGUUCUCUUGUUUAUGACCAAAACAAAACUAAUUUGGGAGACGCAAGCUACUUCAACAACAAUGUGAUAAUACAAGGGUAGUGUAUAUGUUUUGUAUUUUUUAUUCUACAUAUCGAAGGCGGUCUAUUUUUGUAUAAAUUUGUAUCUCCUAGGGUGUUUGGACGAGUAUAUGGAUUGAAUAUUCAUGCUUAGAUAAUUUUUAUUUGUUUA
Molecule: messenger RNA, 1318 nt
Organism: Tarenaya hassleriana
Lineage: Eukaryota; Viridiplantae; Streptophyta; Magnoliopsida; Brassicales; Cleomaceae
Product: transcription factor RAX3-like
Exons: 3
Coding region: 125-1189 (354 amino acids)
Source: RefSeq, a predicted model, not a curated record